Molecule: messenger RNA, 2574 nt
Organism: Salvelinus fontinalis (brook trout)
Lineage: Eukaryota; Metazoa; Chordata; Actinopteri; Salmoniformes; Salmonidae
Product: zinc finger protein 664-like
Exons: 2
Coding region: 397-1626 (409 amino acids)
Biological process (GO): regulation of immune system process; negative regulation of transcription by RNA polymerase II; regulation of cytokine production
Source: RefSeq, a predicted model, not a curated record
AUAAUAGUAUUAUUUAAUUAAAUCCAUUUAAAAUAAUCUUUGUCUGAAAAUAAAAUAUGAUCCUCAACUGCGUUUCCCCUCCAGUCAGCAGACGGCGAUGUGCGUCUUUCAGGCGACGCUGCCAGCGUGACGUAUAAUCUAGUGGACGGUUCUUCAGAAACAGCUCGUCAACCACCUCGGUAGCUUGCUAGCCAACAUAGCCGAAAGAUUCAAGCUAUUUAUACGCUUUCGGUGUAUAUUAGCUACUGUGUUUUAGCCACACUUCUAUCGUAUCAACUUGUUAACCUAUUUAAUUGAAUAUUACGUUUUUUUGUAUUAGUCAGCUGUAGUAGCUGGCUGGUUAAGUUAGCACUAGCCUAGUCGCUAAUGAUAGCUAGCUAGCUAACAUCCCCGAACAUGAGCUCCCUAAACUACUCCCCUCUUGUUAAAGAAGAGGAGGUCUGCUGGACGGAGAAAGAAGAUCUGGGGCUGAACAUUGCCGUGAAAGAGGAGGAGGAAGAAGAGGAUGUCACAGUGAAACAAGAAGUAGAGGGUGAGGCUGUUACGGUGAAAGAAGAAGAGAAAGACGUUUCAGUGAAAGAAGAGAAAGACGCGUUCAGAGUGAAAGAGGAGGAGGAUGUUACAGUAAAAGAAGAGGAGAUGGAUGUGAAAGAGGAGGACGCAGUUAUUGGUGUGAAAGAGGAGGAGGGGGAGAUUACUGUCACAUUGGAGGAAGAAGAGGAGGUUGGAGAUCCGUUUAACCCCAGAGAGAUACGGGACUAUCGUGGAUCCUCUGGGGAGCCUCAACAACCUUAUGAUGCUGACGAGGCAGAGAAGAGUCUCUCCAGAUCAGAAAACCUCAAUAAACACUUGCAGAGAUCCACAGGGAAGAGAACUCACUGCUGCUCUGACUGUGGGAAGAGAUUCACCUCAUCAGGCAUUAAAAUUCAUCAAAGGACCCACACAGGAGAGAAACCUUAUAGCUGUGAUCAAUGUGGGAAGAGUUUUACUACAUUUGACUCUCUGACAGUACACCAGAAAAUACACACAGGAGAGAAAUCUUAUAGCUGUGUUCAAUGUGGGAUGAGUUUUACUGCAUCUAGCAAUCUGACUACACACCAGAGAACACACACAGGAGAGAAACCUUAUAGCUGUGAUCAAUGUGGGAAGAGUUUUGUUACAUCUAGCAAUCUGACUAUACACCAGAGACUACACACAGGAGAUAAACCUUAUUGCUGUGUUCAAUGUGGGAAGAGUUUUACUACUUCUGGCUAUCUGACAGUGCACCAGAGAAGACACACAGGAGAUAAACCUUAUAGCUGUGGUCAAUGUGGGAAGAGUUUUUGUCAAUCUAGUGAACUGACAGUGCACCAGAGAAUACACACAGGAGAGAAACCGUAUAGCUGUGAUCAAUGUGGGAAGAGUUUUACUACAUCUGGCUCUCUGACUAUACACCAGAGAAAACACACAGGAGAGAAACCUUAUAGCUGUGGUCAAUGUGGGAAGAGUUUUUGUCAAUCUAGUGAACUGACAGUGCACCAGAGAACACACACAGGAGAGAAACUAUAUAGCUGUAAUCAAUGUGGGAAGAGUUUUGUUACAUCUAGCUAUCUGACAAUGCACAAGAGAACACAGUCGCACAAAUGAUUUUAGCAUGAAAUUUAUUAGUUAUGACAAAUAAGUGUUGCGUUCCUUUGUUUAGCGACCCCUACAUUUAAAUGCAUUCCAACAUCACGUACAACCUGAUUUCCCCCCUAAUUGAUAUCAGUGAUUUAUUGCUACUUGUCAAAACAACGUUUCUGGAAAUAUGAUUAUUGUGGCAGAUGUUUGUGUAAAUAGCACAUGUUAUGUUUAGGUUUUCAAUUUAUCCCAAACUGUUUCUGCAUAUUGGUUAUUAAUUUGGACAUGUUAAAACUGUGUUUUGACAUUGAGGCUAUCCCACCUAGCAAAAUGUAAUUGAAAAGUAAUUGAAAAUAAGACUAUGCAAUCAAAUAUUUUUUUCAAACAUUUUUUAUUAUACCAUUCCUUACCAUUAAGUGAAUUAUUGACAAUACAUAUAAUCAAAGGGGUGUACAUUUGGCUUUGGUAAUUCAUGUUUACAAUUCAUGUAACUUUUAGUAAUCAUAAUUGUUUAUGCAAUCAACUGACAAUUUUCGGGUAUAAAUAUAUUGACAUUGUUGCCCUUCUUUUAGAAUAGCAGGGUUCAUUCUCAGAUGUGCCAACCCAAAUGUACUAGAGCAUGACAUUGGGGACUGGGCCCCGAUCCAACAACAUGCCUAUCGAGUGAUCCCUGUAAAGAGAGAGAAGCUUCGCAGUGAGGUGGAAAGUUACUACGGAUAUUGCAGGAGUUUCCUCUUGAAAUCAGACAUGUCUGUUGUAAGGACAACUUGGUUGCUGAUUGUCUCAAGAGUUAAAAAGAUUUGUGUUUUGCGUUUAGCCAGUGCGUUGCCAUGGAUCACAAUUUAUUUUGACUGCACGUUUUUCCGUAUUGGAGAUGAGUUUUGUUUGGGCUCAUGAAGCAUUGUAGUUGAUAAUGUGAAAUGGAAAUUGUUUUCUGUUGUCCAACAAAAAUAUAGGAUAUAUUUUUUCUCUUAA